AUGUUCGAUUCCGGUAUCAACGGGAUCAGCGAAGUGGGCACUGUUUCUGAGUUCGGCACAGUCUGGAUCGUUGCCGACAGCAUGUUCGAUUCCGGUAUCAACGGGAUCAGCGUGGGUGGUGGUGGCAUCAAGGAAACCGAGGAACGUUCAGGUAGCAUGUUUGUGCGGCUUUCCGGGUCUGGGAAUAGAGGUGCGAGAUCACUGCCUGUUGGCAUCAGUGGCAUACCGGGAACCACCGUAGACUUGUUGCCGUCGCUGCCUCUCACCGGGCGUGGUGGUUGA
Molecule: messenger RNA, 282 nt
Organism: Arthroderma uncinatum
Lineage: Eukaryota; Fungi; Ascomycota; Eurotiomycetes; Onygenales; Arthrodermataceae
Exons: 1
Coding region: 1-282 (93 amino acids)
Source: RefSeq, a predicted model, not a curated record